Ectocarpus siliculosus is the source of this 3126-nucleotide messenger RNA. NCBI's taxonomy places the organism in Eukaryota, Phaeophyceae, Ectocarpales, Ectocarpaceae. The record is from the annotation of a GenBank genome assembly.
AUGAGUGAUAUGGUGGCAAAGGACAAGCUUUUGGCCCUCGUCAGCUCGGCACAGGAACAAGAGGAAAACAGAAAACGAUUGGAUGAAAACUUUAACGGAACAACGGGACUGGCGAAAAGCCUCAGAGUCGACCUCAGCCAGGGGCUAGCUACGGGACAGGUGGAACUCCUGCGGGAGGCGUACGGGGCAAACGCUUUUCCGGAGAUCCCGAUGAAGGGUUUCUGCAUGCUAUUCGCUGAGGCGUUCAACGACACCAUUCUUCUCGUGCUGAUCGCGGCCGCCAUCGUGUCGCUUAUCAUCGGGCUCAUUGAUCACCCCGACAUCGGAUGGAUCGAUGGAGUCGCGAUUCUCAUGGCCGUGCUUAUCGUGGCCCUGGUGACGGCUGGCAACGACUAUAGCAAGGAGCUGCAGUUCCGUGCCUUGGAGAAGACUUCGGAGGAGGGUAUUCGGGUCAUGGUGCUGAGGGAUGGUACUUCGCAGCUGGUACAUCCCGAGGAACUCGUGGUUGGCGACGUUGUGGUUAUGAAACCCGGGGACGGCAUCCCCGCGGAUGGCCUGCUCUUCGCCGGAGAGGGGGUUAAGAGCAACGAGUCGGGACUUACGGGAGAGCCUGACGACCUCACCAAGCGGGCAGAAGCCGACUGCUUCCUCUACAGCAGCUGCAUGCUGACCGAGGUCGGUCAGAGCGCCGACUGCAAGAUGAUGGUGCACUCGGUGGGAGAGCAGUCCCAGUGGGGUCUCAUCAGGGCCACCCUCGUGUCGGAGCCGCAACAGACGCCUCUGCAGGAGAAGCUCGACAACAUGGCCAAACUCAUCGGGUACGUCGGGGUGGCCUUCGCUGUGGCCACCUUCACCGCGCUCGUUGUGAUGAUCUGGGCCAAGCACGACGGCGAGGAGAUUCUGGACAGGGUGGUCGAGGCGUUCAUCAUCGGUGUCACCAUCGUGGUGGUUGCCAUCCCGGAGGGGCUUCCCCUUGCCGUUACGAUUUCGCUGGCGUACUCUACGAGAAAGAUGUACAAGGACCAGAACCUCAUCCGCGUCCUGGCUGCUUGCGAGACCAUGGGCAACGCUACCAACAUCUGCUCAGACAAGACCGGAACCCUUACGGAGAACCAGAUGACCGCGGUUGAGGGUUGGUUUUCGGACAAGAUUGUCCGGGGCGCUGACAUCAAGCAGGGGCAGUGGCUGUCGCCCUGGUCGCGGGACCGGGUGUGGCAGAACCUUGCCAUCAACCGCUCCUGUACCGUUGGGUUCAAGGACGACAACGGAGACGAGCUGCACAAGCCCAAGGUGAUCGGUAGCGCCACGGAAGGGGCCUUGGUCAUCUUGGCUGCGGAGUGGGGCUUCAAUGCGGCUAACGUCAAGGACACGUUCUUCAACUCGGAACGCGACUGCGAGUACCCGUUCAACUCGGCCAAGAAGCGGUCGAGUGUUCUCAUCACCAACCCGGACGGAAGCCUGCGUCUCUACAGCAAGGGGGCCAACAAUGCUCUCCGCACACUGUGCCUGGCGCACAUGGACUACGCCUCCACAAGCGAGCUCGACGAGGGCUACGAGAUCGACAGCCCUGACGCGGACACGAUGGUGCUCGACGCUGUGGUGGGCAUCAUGGAUCCUCUCCGCGGCGAUGUGACGGAGGCCGUAGCGACCGCUCAGAGUGCCGGUGUGAUGGUGCGAAUGGUGACGGGCGACAACAUCAACACCGCCAAGGCCAUCGCUAAGGAGUGCGGGAUUUACGACCCUGACUACGGGGUCGCCCUCGAGGGACCCGACUUCCGGGCCAUGUUUCCGGCACAGGUGGAUGAGGUCCUCCCCCGACUUCAGGUGCUGGCACGCUCUUCUCCCAACGACAAGUACCUGCUUGUGACGCGGCUCAAUGGCAACGGCAUACCCGCCAAUGAGGAGGAGUGGAAGCACUUGCACGACAAGGACGGGGACCUCGGGCUGUCCUGGGAUGCGCACAAGGACCUUCUGCUCCCCGGAUACAAGGAGGAGUGGAAGCGCCAGAACAAGUCGGGCGAGGUUGUGGGAGUGACGGGCGACGGCACUAACGACGCGCCCGCCCUCAAGGCGGCGGACGUGGGUCUUUCCAUGGGAAUCACCGGGACGAAGGUGGCCCAAAACGCGUCCGACAUAGUUAUCCUCGAUGACAGGUUCUCUUCCAUUGUGAGGGCUAUCAUGUGGGGCCGGGGGGUGUACGACAACAUCCGCAAGUUCCUUCAGUUCCAGUUGACCGUCAAUGUGGUGGCUCUUCUGAUUGUGUUCAUCGGGGCUCUCUCCGGCAAGGACCCCCCCCUCAACCCCCUCAUGAUGCUCUGGGUCAACCUCAUCAUGGACACCAUGGGCGCCCUGGCGCUGGGUACGGAGGCACCGACGCUUGCGCUGCUGGACCGCCGCCCCUACAAGCGGAACGCCCCGCUCAUCAGCAGGCCCAUGUUCCGCAACAUCAUGGUCCAGUCCACCUUCCAGCUUAUCCUGCUGCUGUGGCUGCUGUACGACAUCCACACUCUGUUCCCCGGCGUCCAGAAGGACAACGCGUGCAAGGCUUGGGACAUCGGUGGGGAGGAUGGCAGGGAAAUUGCCGGAUUAACCUGCCAGCAGUACACGGACUACGUGGAAGACACAUGCACGGAUGCGAGAGAGUACAUUUGUUACGAUGAGUUCUUCGACACCUCCGGCGAUUUCUUCACGAGCGACCGGGACGUGGACACGUUUUACGACGGUUGUGACAUGGAGUGCAGCAAGAACGACUACACACACUACACCAUCCUCUUCAACGCGUUCGUGUUUUGCCAGAUCUUCAACGAGCUUAACGCCCGAUCCAUCUUCGACGAUUGGAACAUUUUCAGGGGGUUGCACAAGAACCCCCUUUUCAUUGCGGUUAUUAUCGUUACCGUCAUUCUUCAGUUUUUGAUCGUGGAGAUGGGUGCAGAAUUUACCAAGACGGCUCACCUGAGCAGCAAGGAGUGGCUCAUUACGGUCGCCCUGGGUGCGAUCGCGUUACCCCUCGGAGUGUUGAUGCGUUUCAUCCCCGUAAAGGAAAAUCCGUCGAGCUUUUGCGGGUAUGCCACCCCGAAAGAGCAACGGCUCUCGUCUUCUUCCCCAGGAGGUGCCCCAAACGUCUGA